This is a messenger RNA of Scomber japonicus (chub mackerel), 1941 nucleotides long. RefSeq names its product ankyrin repeat domain 13B (gene ankrd13b). Bases 1 to 1941 code for a protein of 646 amino acids. The record is from RefSeq and is a predicted model, not a curated record. Gene Ontology annotation, molecular function: protein binding. Gene Ontology annotation, cellular component: cytoplasm. NCBI's taxonomy places the organism in Eukaryota, Metazoa, Chordata, Actinopteri, Scombriformes, Scombridae. The transcript has 15 exons.
AUGAUUUCUGCUAAGAAAACUCCGGAGAAGAGUCGUUAUCCUAUCCACUAUUUGGUGUGGCACAACAAACACCGACAGCUGGAGAAAGAGCUGGCAACGAACGAGCAGACUGAUUUAGAGUCUCUGGACCCUCGUGGCCGGACUCCUCUCCACCUGGCUGUCACCCUGGGCCACCUGGACUGUGCCAGGGUCCUGCUGCAGAAUGGAGCUGACGUUAGCAAGGAGAACUGCAAUGGAUGGACCGUUCUUCAGGAGGCAGUGAGUACCAGAGAUCCAGAGUUGGUGCGUCUAGUGCUUCGUUACCGUGACUACCAGAGGACUGCCAAGAGGCUGGCGGGCAUCCCCAUCCUACUGGAGCGACUGCGCCAAGCCCAGGACUUCUAUGUGGAGAUGAAAUGGGAAUUUACCAGCUGGGUGCCUCUGGUGUCUCGUAUCUGCCCCAGCGACACCUACAGAGUCUGGAAGAGCGGACAGUGUCUCCGCGUUGACACCACCCUGAUGGGUUUUGAACAGAUGACCUGGCAGAGAGGAAACCGAAGCUUCAUUUUCAGAGGACAAGACUCCAACGCAGAGGUGAUGGAGGUCGACCAUGACAGGCAGCUGGUGUUCUGUGAGACUUUGUGUGUCUCGUCUCUCAAGGCGCUCUCACCUGGCCGGGGAAAUGGUGGCGCCUGCAGCAGCAACGGCGCCAGUUUGGGCAUGCUUGGGGUGACGCAGCCCACUGAUGAGCAGGUAGCAGGCAGGCUGUCUGCCCCUGUGGUGACCACUCAGCUGGACACUCGCAACAUCGCAUUUGAGAGGAAUAAGACAGGUAUACUGGGCUGGAGGAGUGAGAAGACUGAGACGGUGAAUGGAUAUGAAGCCAAGGUGUACGCAGCAUCCAAUGUGGAGCUGAUCACCAGGACCAGAACUGACCAUCUGUCAGACCAGAACAAGAACAAGACAAAAGGUGGAAAGACUCCACUGCAGAACUUCCUCGGGAUUGCCGAGCAACACAUGGGUCCUAACAACGGGGCCCUGGUGACCCAGAUGUCAUGUCCUGCGGUGACCAACCCUUCAGCGCUGACGGCUGAGGAAUACUUCAACCCGGGCUCGUCACCAACUCAGAGGGACAUCGGCCACCCGUGCCAGCUCACCACCAAGACCCAGAGGUUUAAAGCGAAGUUGUGGUUGUGUGAGUCUCAUCCUCUGUCCUUGGCAGAACAAGUGGUGCCUAUCAUCGAUCUCAUGGCGAUCUCGAAUGCCCUAUUUGCUAAGCUGCGUGACUUCAUCACCCUGCGCUUGCCGCCUGGCUUCCCUGUCAAGAUCGAGAUCCCUAUCUACCACAUCCUGAACGCCAGGAUCACCUUCAGCAACCUGAACGGCUGUGAGGAAGGGACGGGCGUCCGUGCAGACAAUGACGUUGGGGUGGAGGGGGAUGGACAGAGGGACCCCCCUAGGACAGACACCCCCUCUCCGGGCAGUGACUCCUCCAGUGUCUCCAGCUCCAGCUCCACCAUGUCGUGUCGAGCCGGAGAGAUUCCCCCGUGUGUGUUUGAGCCCCCGCCUGGAUACACCAUGCUAGGAGGCAAACAGAGAGACAGCAUGAGGGAAGAGGAGGAGGAUCUUCUGCAGUUCGCCAUACAGCAGAGUCUGCUGGAGGCCGGCUCCGAAUACGAUCAGGUGACCAUCUGGGAGGCACUGACAAAUAGCAAGCCAGGAACACACCCCCUGUCCUGUGACCCAAGCCGUGUGGAGAGGACCCCGCAGCACAAGCCCCGGCCCCCCACCAGCCUCUGCUCCACGCCCUCCAAGAAGCAGCCGACCAGCUGCAGCUACGAUGAGCAGCUGCGCAUCGCCAUGGAGAUCUCAGCUCGGGAGCAGGAAGAGGCUGAGUUUCGGCGGCGUCAGGAGGAGGAGGAGCUACAGCGCAUCAUCCAGCUGUCACUCAUGGAGAAGUGA